AUGUGGUCCGUUCCGUUGGCUUGGCCAUUCGGAGUGUCACAGCAUGCUCAACAGUCCACAACGGACGCCUCUCAACGGGAUCUUCGAAUUCGCUUAUCCUAUUCUGCCGUCGUUAGGGUAUCAUAUCGAAAGGUGCUUUCUGCAAUCUGGAAAGUGUGGUGUCUGGUGGAAAGUGUUAGAUUAAAGGAGGCAAACUCGACCAAAGCGGAAUUUAUCUACGACCUGUUGUGUGCGGAUGCACUCCAACCACAGGCUCAUAAUUUAGAAGUGAACACUCUGCUGGAGCUGUAUGACGGUCAGCACAUUCAUUGCGUUGGACUGUUUGCUAAGGAUGAGCCUCAAUUCCGCCAACUGAUCGAAUCACCCUCGAGGUAUGCCGAGGACAAUGACUGUGCAGGCACACAGAUCUCAGCCACGGAAACAAAUACCAAGGAAACGCUGGAAUUCAAAUCAGAGGGCAUGGCGCAUGCGGAGCAAGUAGAGACAAUCCCCAAACCAGCAGAUACUUUCCCCGCUCGGGUUUCAUCCUCUGACGCUGUCGAUGACAAUAAAGCUGGGGAUGAGGAAGAAAAUGAUGAUGAUGACGAUGACAGCUUGGAUGAGUCUUUCGAGAAAAUCAGCCCAGAACCAAUGAUGGAAUAA
Molecule: messenger RNA, 642 nt
Organism: Echinostoma caproni
Lineage: Eukaryota; Metazoa; Platyhelminthes; Trematoda; Plagiorchiida; Echinostomatidae
Source: the annotation of a GenBank genome assembly